Molecule: messenger RNA, 487 nt
Organism: Microcebus murinus (gray mouse lemur)
Lineage: Eukaryota; Metazoa; Chordata; Mammalia; Primates; Cheirogaleidae
Source: RefSeq, a predicted model, not a curated record
CCUCCGUCGCUAGCGACGCUCCGGCCGGCGCCCCCGCGCCGCCAUGGACCAGGAUGACGGGCUCACGGCCGUGGACAACCUGGUCACGCAGUUCAACACCUACGAGGAUUUCCUCGACUCGCAGAUCACCACGGUGGACCUGUACUACCUGGAGGACGAGAGCUUGGCCCGCCAGCUGGUGGAGCUUGGCUACCGGGGCACCGGCGAGAUCGUGACGAGGGAAGAUUUCGAGGCGAGGAAGGCCGCCAUCGAGGUUGCAAGGCUGGCGGAGAGAACCCAGAAAAAGGCACUAAUAAGUGCCGGGAAAGACCUGCAUGACAAUUUCUUGAAGGCCCUGGCCACUCGAGAAGAAGACAAUCGCAACGGAAAACUGAGCAAAAUCGCUGAUUUACCACCCGCGCCGCUUCUUCCCCGGGGAACUGCUGGGACAAACCAUCGUACCUCCAAGGCAUAUUGGUAUCAUGUCAGCGAACAAUAUACCGGUUAG